AUGGCUUCAAUCGGGAGGAUUCAUAAUUUCAUGUCUGGUCAAAAGCAUUUAUUAACACGCAUUCCUUUUGCCUGUAGAAGUUUAGGAAUUCCAACCACACUUCAUGGCCACCAGCUAAAAGCAGGGACAGCCACUCUAAGUGCUGCCAAAGAAAUUUUAGAUUCUGGUUUGGAAGAUAUCAAAAAGGCUGGAACAUGGAAGUCUGAGAGGGUGAUUACAUCCAAACAAGGAUCAGCAAUCUUGGUUCAAGGUCAAAGUAAUACUCUGCUCAACUUUUGUGCUAACAAUUAUUUGGGUUUAUCAGGACACCCUGCUGUCAUAGAAGCAGCUAAAAAAGCAUUAGACACUCAUGGGGCAGGACUCAGUUCUGUAAGGUUUAUCUGUGGAACACAGGAUAUCCAUCGCAAACUUGAAGAGAAGCUGUCAAAGUUUCAUGGCCGAGAAGAUACCAUUUUAUAUGCCAGUUGCUUUGAUGCAAAUGCUGGCAUUUUUGAGGUUCUACUUUCUGACCAAGAUGCAGUGCUGUCUGAUGAACUAAACCAUGCUUCUAUCAUUGACGGUGUACGCCUCUGCAAGGCCAAAAGGCACCGGUAUCAACAUAAAAACAUGGCAGAUCUAGAAAAACAGCUUCAGGAAACUUCUGGACUUCGUCAACGUCUAAUAGCAACUGAUGGAGUUUUCAGCAUGGAUGGAAAUGUUGCUCCAUUACCAGAGAUCUGCGAUCUGGCUGACAAAUACAAGGCUUUGGUGUUUAUUGAUGAAUGCCAUGCAACUGGUUUCUUUGGAAAAACUGGCAGAGGUACUGAAGAAUAUUUUGGUAUAGAGGGUCGUGUUGAUGUAAUCAAUUCUACCUUAGGAAAAGCUCUUGGAGGAGCAGCUGGUGGUUAUACAACUGGACCGAAGUCAUUAAUUAACAUGUUGCGGCAACGAUCUCGUCCAUACCUUUUCUCUAAUACUUUGCCACCACCUGUGGUUGCUAGUGCUAGUAAGGCUUUGGACCUAAUCAUGCAAGAUGACAGUCUGACCGGUCGGGUAUUGUCUAAUACACAACGCUUCCGCAACCAAAUGAUUGAUGCUGGCUUCAAUGUUGCUGGUGAUCCUGAUCAUCCAAUAUGCCCAGUGAUGCUUGGAGAUGCUCGUUUGGCAUCAGUGUUUGCUGACAAAAUGUUAGAUCGCGGCAUCUAUGUCAUUGGUUUCAGUUAUCCAGUUGUGCCUAAAGGCAAGGCCAGGAUUCGUGUGCAGAUCUCAGGUGCUCACACUAAUGAUGAGAUUGAUCGUGCAGUCGGUGCAUUCAAGCAGAUUGGGAAAGAAUUAAAUAUUAUUGGAUAA
Molecule: messenger RNA, 1329 nt
Organism: Acanthosepion pharaonis
Lineage: Eukaryota; Metazoa; Mollusca; Cephalopoda; Sepiida; Sepiidae
Source: the annotation of a GenBank genome assembly